Molecule: messenger RNA, 1788 nt
Organism: Carica papaya (papaya)
Lineage: Eukaryota; Viridiplantae; Streptophyta; Magnoliopsida; Brassicales; Caricaceae
Product: branched-chain amino acid aminotransferase 2, chloroplastic-like
Biological process (GO): branched-chain amino acid metabolic process
Cellular component (GO): chloroplast
Molecular function (GO): branched-chain-amino-acid:2-oxoglutarate transaminase activity
Source: RefSeq, a predicted model, not a curated record
CGGCCUCCCUCUCUCUUCCACGUGCUCGUAGAAAAGAAGACUCGCUCUAGUUGCAACUCAACCAGAGAGAAGCCAAACAGAAAACGGAAAAUAAACACAGAGAGAGAGAGAGAGAGAGAGAGAGAGAGAGAGAGAGAGAGAGAGGAAAAUGGAGAGCGGCGCUGCCUUUUCUGUUCUUCAGCAAAACUACAUCCUCUGCCCCUCCCGUCGCAACGGUUCUAGUCGCCUCCUACCUUCAUUGCCCUCCGACAGAAAGCAUUUCUCUCCUCUUCCGUCCUUCAAGGUACAGAAACAUUUUCCUUCCUCUUCGUGUAGUCUAGGUGUUUCCGCUUCUUCUCUGAGGCGUGAGGCCGUUUUAUCGGAUGUUUUCAGCAAUGAAACAGCAGAAUUAGCUGAUAUAGAGUGGGACAACCUUGGCUUCGGUUUGAUGCCCACCGAUUAUAUGUAUAUCAUGAAAUGUACUCAAGGCGGGAGCUUUUCAAACGGUGAAUUGCAGCGUUUUGGGAACAUUGAAUUGAGUCCAUCAGCAGGGGUCCUAAAUUAUGGACAGGGAUUAUUUGAAGGUCUUAAAGCGUACAGGAAAGAAGAUGGUAAUAUUUUGUUGUUUCGACCAGAGGAAAAUGCAAUGCGAUUGAGGAAUGGUGCAGAGAGGAUGUGCAUGCCCGCACCAACUGUUGAACAGUUUGUUGAAGCUGUAAAGGCAACUGUUUUAGCAAACAAACGUUGGGUACCUCCUCCAGGUAAAGGUUCUCUAUAUAUCAGGCCAUUGUUAAUGGGAAGUGGUGCUGUUCUUGGUCUUGCUCCAUCUCCUGAGUACACCUUUCUGAUUUAUGUUUCACCUGUGGGAAACUAUUUUAAGGAAGGUGUUGCACCAAUUCAUUUAAUUGUUGAGCAUGAAUUACAUCGUGCAACUCCUGGUGGUACUGGAGGUGUGAAAACUAUCGGCAAUUACGCUGCAGUUCUGAUGGCUCAAUCUGCUGCGAAAGCCAAGGGAUAUUCAGAUGUUCUAUAUCUUGAUUGUGUUCAAAAGAAAUAUCUGGAGGAGGUUUCUUCGUGCAAUAUUUUUGUUGUGAAGGAUAACUUUAUCUCCACUCCAGCAAUAAAGGGGACAAUCCUGCCCGGUAUCACUCGGAAGAGUAUAAUUGAUGUUGCUCGCAGCCAAGGAUUCCAGGUUGAAGAGCGCCUUGUGACAGUGGACGAAUUGCUUGAUGCUGAUGAAGUCUUUUGUACAGGCACAGCGGUUGUUGUGUCCCCUGUUGGUAGCAUUACAUAUAAGGGUAAAAGGGUGUCCUAUGUAGAAGGGGGAUUUGGUGUGGUUUCUCAGCAGCUCUAUUCUGUUCUGACCAGACUACAGAUGGGUCUCAUUGAGGAUGAGAUGGAUUGGACUGUUGAGCUGAAUUAGGGGUACUGAAAUAGCCAAUUGCUGAAUGCUUCUUAAUUUUAUGCCAAGGUAGCCAGUCUCAUAUCUGUCUUCUGGAAGUUACAUACCGUCUAUUAAUCUACAUUCUCUGCUCUGUAGAUAGGUUUUCCCCAGUGGUGUCUAAUAUCUUUUAUAUGUUUGGUUGGAAAUCUGCAUGAGUACAGGGAGACGAACAAUUGGUAAUUUAGUUGUUUUACAAGAACUUUUAAUUGCCUUGAGCCCCCACCCUCUAUCAAAAGACCAUGCGUGUUUAUACGUUAUGUUAUGGCUAAUAUGAAUAGUUAGCUAAUCAAGGCAUGUAAUCGAGUACAUGCAGAAAUUGUAAAAUUUCUUCUUUAUUCGAUCUGUGGCUUUGGUUUUCUCAAUUA